Olea europaea var. sylvestris is the source of this 636-nucleotide messenger RNA. RefSeq names its product receptor-like cytoplasmic kinase 176. Gene Ontology annotation, biological process: protein phosphorylation. The transcript has 6 exons. The record is from RefSeq and is a predicted model, not a curated record. NCBI's taxonomy places the organism in Eukaryota, Viridiplantae, Streptophyta, Magnoliopsida, Lamiales, Oleaceae. The coding region runs from base 1 to 636 and encodes 211 amino acids. Gene Ontology annotation, molecular function: protein tyrosine kinase activity; ATP binding.
AUGGGUCGAGAGUAUGAAAGAGCUUCUGUAAGAGCUGGAAGACUCUUGGAUGCAGAAAUCAACUAUCUUUGGCAGCUGCACCAUCCUAAUUUUGUGAAUUUAAUUGGUUACUGCUCGGAGGAUGAACACAAACUUUUGGCUUAUAAGUUUAUGCCUAAGGGUAGCAUGGAGAAUCAUCUAUUUGGGAAUGAGUUCAAUGUGGUUCUCACUUCCGAGCUACUUUCCUGGAAACUAAGAAUGAAAAUUGCUCUGGCUGCUGCUAGAGGACUUGCCUUUCUUCACAUACUGAGGCAGAAGACGUCUGAUUGUUUAACAUGUAAUUUCGCUGUUUGUGCUUUUGAUUUGCAAAACUACAAUGCAAAAAUUUCUGAUUUUGGGUUGGCUAGGGAUGGACCAACUGAUCAUAAGACUCACGUCUCAACUCGUGUCAAGGGAACUUAUGGAUAUACUGCUCCCGAGCAUCUAAUUACAGGGCUCAGAUCAAGAGCCGAAAAAUCACACAAGAACACUACACAAAUUGGACCAAGGUUACCUACUCAAAUGGAUUACAACGACGUACCCAAAACCCUGACGAAAGCUGUGCAUGAAGGCAGCGAAACAGGGACAAAAAAGGGGAUAGAGCCUAAAGGCACAUAA